CGUCUUCUUAACGAAACAGUGGAAAAGGGCACUCGACCUAGAGCGGGAAUUUCAAGUGACAAGUUUGUUCCUCGACCUGAAAUUGUAGAACGCCUUAAAAGAAUUUUUCAACCCCAUGAAGAUCAAUCAUUUUAUUACAUGGUUUGCGUUGAACACGGAGUCAUAUACAUUGAUGUUCCUGCAAAUUUCAAUAAAUUAGGUGAAGCUUUCGGAAAAGCCAUUAAUUUUACAUUUGAGGAAAGUAUUUCUUUUACGGGACAGCUAAUGCGAAAAAUAUUAGGUGAAACUAAUACUAAUGAUAAACUUAAGAUUUCUGAAUGGGAGAGAGCUAUGGACGCUUUUAAACGUGCCUCUGCAGUGUACAAAGCAAAGUACAAUAAACCACCGGUUAUCGUUUACGAUAAUAUUAGUCGAUUAGUUCACAUAAAUCCGGAAAUCCUUGACAUCCUUCAAGAUGAUGCCAAGGAUAAUGCCGAUGACAGAAAAUACAUCGCUGUGUUUGUCAGCAGUGAAGGAAAUGUCCCGAGAAGAAUGCAGUGUAAAGAAGAAUCAUUGAAUUACCUUAUCAAUAAGCGUGGAAUCAAGACUGUCAAGGAGGGCAAGGUCGAUACCACAGAAGCAGAGAAAUUAUUUGAUUUGGUUGGUGGACGCAUUGUAGAUCUGAAGUCUGUAGCAGAUAAAUAUCUGAAAGGAAUACCCAUUGAAGUUGAAGACAAAUUCAGGACUGCAAAACUUCUUGAAACUCAUGAACAUCAUGAAGUAGGAAAACGUAUCAUCAGUGUUUUGCUGGUUUCUAAAGAGCUUAGCCGUAUUGCAUUUGAGAAAUUUUUCGAUAAGCCCGAGCAAGCAAAUGAAAUCUUGGGAUCCAAU
This is a messenger RNA of Racocetra fulgida, 870 nucleotides long. The record is from the annotation of a GenBank genome assembly. NCBI's taxonomy places the organism in Eukaryota, Fungi, Glomeromycota, Glomeromycetes, Diversisporales, Gigasporaceae.